AUGGCAUCUACUUCAUCUUCUAAAACAAGCUAUGAUGUUUUCCUUAGUUUUAGAGGUGCUGAUACUCGUGAGAAUUUCACUAGCCAUCUUCAUCAAAAACUGCUUGAUAAAAACAUCCAAACUUUCAUUGACAAUAGGCUUGAUAGAGGUGAAAACAUUGAAUCGUCCCUCAUCAAAGUCAUCAAAGCGUCUCAAAUUUCCGUCAUUGUCUUCUCAAUAGGGUAUGCAUCUUCUCCAUGGUGCUUGGAUGAACUUGUUAAGAUUCUUGAAUGCAGAGAAACAAUGGGGCAGACUGUUUUGCCAAUUUCCAUCAUCAUCACUAAUAAGCUAAGUGCUUCAACAUAA
Messenger RNA from Mercurialis annua (annual mercury), 345 nucleotides. Its product is annotated as disease resistance protein RLM3-like. Gene Ontology annotation, biological process: signal transduction. The record is from RefSeq and is a predicted model, not a curated record. The transcript has a single exon. Bases 1 to 345 code for a protein of 114 amino acids. Lineage: Eukaryota; Viridiplantae; Streptophyta; Magnoliopsida; Malpighiales; Euphorbiaceae.